Punica granatum (pomegranate) is the source of this 2192-nucleotide messenger RNA. NCBI's taxonomy places the organism in Eukaryota, Viridiplantae, Streptophyta, Magnoliopsida, Myrtales, Lythraceae. The record is from RefSeq and is a predicted model, not a curated record.
AUAGUACCAAUUACUUCUCUCCUAAUUCAUGUUCUUCUUCUCGUACUCAAAGAACAUUGAUCAUCCAAGGAUUCUUUCACCCUCCGAUCAAUUGAUCUUAUGUCCAUGGCCCUGUUCCGAGCCGUAUUUGCUUGUCCCCAACAACCAAUUCCUACCCCAAGAUUGUCGCGGCCACAUAUUAUAAGGUCUGAUUACCAAGAGUGCAGUAUGUCUCGGCCGAUCGACUAUGAUAAUUCAAGGGCUGCCCUUUGCAACUGCAUUGUUUCUUCCCCUUUAGGAGCCUCUCAUCAUCCAAAUGGACUUCACAAAAUCACAGGUGGUUCCGAAGGUUUACACAGGAGGAGGCUGAAGGAAGUGAGGCAUUUACUCGAAAAAGUGGAGAAGGGAUCUUUAGAAAGUCUAGUUAUGGUGGAUGCUCUCCAACGGCUUGGCAUUGCCUACCACUUUGAAGAGGAGAUAAAGAGCAUUCUGCACGAGCAUCUUCUCAUUUCUACCUUCGAUGGCUACCCAGGCAACAUCAGUCUCUACGAGGCCUCACUUCGUUUUCGACUUCUUAGGCAAGAAGGCUACUUCAUGCCUGCAGAUAUUUUUGAGGGCUUCAUGACCAAAGAAAAAAGUACUGUUGGAUAUGUGUUCGACCUGAAGUUGUGGAAGGAUAUUUUCGGGCUAAUGAGCAUGUAUGAAGCUUCCCAUUUGGGCAUACAAGGGGAAGAUAUACUCGACGAGGCGGCGGACUUCAGUAAAAGAGCUCUAAUUCUGAGUGUCGCUAAUGAUAUUAAGGGCACGAGUUCUCAAAUAUUAAAAGAGCUUGUGAGCAACACAUUGUCAAAUCCCUUCCACAAGAGCUUGCCAAGGUUCACUUCCAAGAGCGUCCAGGGUUAUUUCGCAUGGCCCUAUGAGUGGACGGGAGCAUUUGGGGAGCUGGCCAUUUCAGACACCAACUUGGUUCAAUCCAUUAAUCAGAUCGAAAUCCGACAAAUCUCCAAGUGGUGGAGUGAUCUAGGGUUAGCAAAGGAAUUGAAGUUCGCACGAGACCAACCAAUGAAAUGGUACAUGUGGCCAAUGGCAAUACUGCCGGACCCGAAGUUGUCACAAGAGAGACAGGAUCUCACCAAGGCUAUCGCCAUGAUCUACAUCAUUGAUGACAUCUUUGAUGUGUACGGAUCUCUUGAUGAACUUACUCUGUUUGCACAAGCCAUUAACAGAUGGGAAUGUAACGAAGAGUUGCCCAACUACAUGAAGGCAUGUUUCAGGGCUCUAGAUGAUAUUAUAAAUGACGUCAGCUUCAACGUCUUUGAAAAGCAUGGAUGGAAUCCAACAGAUUUAAUCAGGAAAUCGUGGGCGAGGCUGUGUGAUGCAUUCCUGGUGGAAGCGAGAUGGUUCACUUCCCGCCAUUCUCCUUUGGCCGAUGAGUACUUGAAGAACGCAAUUGUCAGCUCCGGCGUACAUAUCGUGAUGGUCCACUCGUUCGCAUUCUUGUCUGAAAGUGUGAAUCAACAUAGUCUUGAGAUGAUGCUAAACAACUUUCCGGGAAUUUCAUCCUCAACGGGGGAGAUUCUACGUCUUUGGGAUGACCUUGGAAGUGCCAAGGACGAGAAUCAAGAAGGGCAUGAUGGGUCAUAUUUGGACUACUACAUGAAGGAGAACCCCAGUUGCUCACUCAAGGGGGCAAGAGACCAUAUGAAGGAGAUGAUCUCAGACGCAUGGAAGAGCUUAAACAAAGAAUUCUUGUUCCCCGACCCAUUCUCUCCUUCUUUGGUUAGGAUUUCCCUAAACACGGCCCGAAUGGUCCCUCUUAUGUAUGAUUACGACGAGAACCACCACCUCCAGAGAAUCGAGGAGUACAUGAAGUCAGUGUUGCACGUUUAACGCGUCAUUUUAAAAGAAAUCACCCUCCUCGUGCUCAAAGAAUCAUCAAAUGCACUUUUGCAUGUAUACAUAGUAAUUGCCAUAAUCUUUUUCAAUUAUCGCAAUUCAAUAGGUUCUUCAUCACUAUAUCAUUGUGAGGUCAGAUUAUAUAACUAUGAGAUUUUCUCAUAAGUUAGUUUAGUUGUCCUCAUUUGGGUUGUAAGCUUAUUUUCUCAUUGUCAGGUCAGAUCAUAUAAUUAUUUUAUCGGAAAAACUUGUAACUAUGGGGACAAAAAAUGUGACGUUAUUUACUGUAAAAACUAGAGGUUUAUUUCCUUAAAUGA